AUGUUUAACGUUUUUGCUUUCAUUGGAGACUCCAGUUAUAAAUCUGAGUUCUACACAUUCUGGGCAUAUCCGAAUUUCCAUAUAGUAAAAGAAAGUGUAAACGCUUUAGCAGAUUAUUUUCCAAAUAAAUUUAAAAACUUAUAUGGUACUAGUAUAAUAACACUACCAGACCAGUUAGAACCAAGAACAAUAGUGCACAGGAAUAAAUUGGGUCAACAGGUGUUAACUGGUUAUGUCGGGAAAUUCAUGCUCACACUCGCUUGGAAAUUAAAUGCUACACUGAAAUAUGCACGACCAGUAAAAGGUGGAGAAAUCAUUUUUUAUGGUGAUUUACUUGCGUCAACAAAAAAUGGAACCUUGGAUAUGCCAGCCAGUAUUCUACCCAUUACAAAUUUGACCAUUCUUCGAUAUAAACGAAAACAUUAUCAAUGUCACAUAUUCGAAUUUAUACUUAAUGAUGUCACAUUGCGUGGUUUAUUGGGUCAAACCUUUAACAUGUUGCCCAAUGCAAAUAUUACGCUUAAACUAGUAUACAUAUUGCUAUCCUUAUCUGGUUUAUAUAUAAGUAGCCAUCUACAGGCUUACUUACAGACUAUGUUAACGCAGCCUCCAAAAGAGCGUCAGCUAAUGACAUUUAAGGAUGCUUCUGAAGCAAAACUUCCAAUUCUUGUCAGCGAAGAGGAGCUUAUAUUCUAUACAAGUACACAAAACUUAUACAGUGAAUACUCUUUACAUUUUGUCUCAACUUCUUAUGCUGACUUCCAUCAGAAACGCAAUGAUUUGUUUGUUAAGUACGCUUAUCCAAUACCUAAUAUCCUAUGGAUGGUUUAUGAGCAACAACAAAAAUUUUUUUUACGGAAGCUGUUUGUUUUUUCGUGGGAAGCCUGUUUUAUGAGUACUACUUACUAUGGGUUUACAUUGCAGAAGCAUUCGUUAUAUAGACCAGCUGUUGAAAAUCUUAUAUUGGAUGUACGCGCUUACGGAUUAAUCGAUAACUGGUUUCAUGCAAAUUUUUAUGAUAUGGUAAUGGCCGAUAGAGUUUCAUUUACAGAUAAAAGCAAUCCGAAGGUGUAUGGAGGCUCAUUAAAAAUUGAAGACUUGCAAUGGGUGUGGAUUACAUAUAUAUUACUAAUAAUUUUAAGUAUUUGGAUUUUUACUGUAGAAUUUUUUAUCGCACAUUUUAUUAUUAAUAAAUAA
This is a messenger RNA of Teleopsis dalmanni, 1197 nucleotides long. RefSeq lists its product as uncharacterized. Bases 1 to 1197 code for a protein of 398 amino acids. The transcript is spliced from 2 exons. NCBI's taxonomy places the organism in Eukaryota, Metazoa, Arthropoda, Insecta, Diptera, Diopsidae. The record is from RefSeq and is a predicted model, not a curated record.